Messenger RNA from Oryzias latipes (Japanese medaka), 3293 nucleotides. It is a transcript of the gene vegfc, whose product is annotated as vascular endothelial growth factor c. Lineage: Eukaryota; Metazoa; Chordata; Actinopteri; Beloniformes; Adrianichthyidae. The record is from RefSeq and is a predicted model, not a curated record. Gene Ontology annotation, molecular function: chemoattractant activity; growth factor activity; vascular endothelial growth factor receptor 3 binding. Gene Ontology annotation, cellular component: membrane. Gene Ontology annotation, biological process: positive regulation of angiogenesis; positive regulation of mast cell chemotaxis; sprouting angiogenesis.
CCCGCAGUCUCCGCUGCGUCCAUCCACACCAGGGUCGGUGCGCGCGCUGCAGGCUGGAGUCUUGCACCCUGAUAGAGAGACAAAGAAGAGAGCUAGAGAGAGAGAGAGAGGGGAGGCAGGACGGCUCAGGCACCGUGGAGGGUUUUUUAAAAUCCCCCGUCUUUAUGGUUGUCGGAUCAUAAACACUCCCGGACUUCAUAUAAACAUGCACCUACUGGGAAUAUCUCUUUUACUGGCAUAUCUGCUUUAUUCCAACCUCGCCAGCGACUAUUAUGAAGACUACGAGCAGGAGCAGAUGGACGAGCCGGAUGUCUCAACAGAACCUGAUAUGGAGCAAAAACUGCGCUCAGCCUCCAGCGUGGAUGAACUGAUGACUCUUAUUUAUCCUUCAUACUGGACUGCUCUGAAAUGCAGAUCAAAACUCUCUGCCGCUGCUGCAUCAAAACAUUCCCAGAGGCCGCAGCCUCACCGACUGAGGCCGCAGGCGGAUACAGAAGAGCCAACAUACGCUGCCGCCUUUCUCAACUUGGACAUCUUAAAAAGUAUAGAGUCGGAAUGGAGGAAGACUCAAUGCAUGCCCAGAGAAGUGUGUGUUGACGUGGGCAGGGAGUUUGGGGCUCCCACAAACGUCUUCUAUAAGCCACCCUGUGUGUCCGUCUACAGAUGUGGAGGGUGCUGCCACUCAGAAGAUAAACAAUGCAGGAAUAUCUCCACUGGUUACCUCAGCAAAACUCUCUUUGAAAUCACAGUUCCGAUCACCCAAGGCACCAAACCGGUGACUAUCAGUGUGGCCAACCAUACCCAGUGCAGCUGUCUGUCCAAACUGGACAUCUACAAACAAGUUCACAGCAUCAUCAGGAGAGCCCUGCCUGAGUGUCAGCUUGUUAACAGGACAUGCCCUCUUGGUCAAUCCUGGAGUUCCAGGCAGUGUCGGUGUGUCAGCAUGGCUGCCAGCUCUCCACACAACUCGGCCCCCCCACUGUUGCCUCCUUCAAGGCCCUCGCAGCCAAAUCAUGACAUAUUCUCAUCGGACGUGUGCGGUCCAGAGAAGGAACUGGAUUUGGAAAGCUGUCAGUGUGUGUGUCAGAGUGGAAAUCCUGACUGUGGUCCAAAUAAACACUUCGACAAAAACACCUGCCAGUGCGUUUGCAAUGUGCUGUCGGCGGCGUCGUGCCCUGCGAGCCACAUCUUCAACAAGGAUACCUGCCAAUGCACCUGCAGCAAGACGUGUCCGAGGCACCAGCCUCUCAACAGGUCAAAGUGCUCCUGUGAAUGUAACGAGUCUCCAAACAAAUGCUUCCUAAAGGGAAGAAGGUUUCACCAAGCCUCAUGCAGUUGCCUCAGGCCUCCGUGCGACGUCAGAAGGCGAAAAUGUGAACGAGAUUUCUCUUUCAGUGAGGAGGUGUGUCGCUGCGUUCCGUCCCACUGGAGGCGGCUAAACUAACCUCUGGCUCGUGUGAUGCUACCCAAAUGCUAAAGAACAGACUCAAGCAGUAGAAUUCAUCACCCAUCACCUGCUGGUCAAGAGGAUUCCCAUCAGCUGUGAUGGCAGCUAAGUGUAAGGACCCUGACGGACAUGGGGGGAACCUUAACAUUUUGGAAGGCAAAUAUGGGAAUUUUGGGGAUUCGAGGGUGAAAAAUGCACUGAUUUUUUUUACUAAGAGCCUAAAGCCCCAUAUGAAAGGAAGGACUAAAAUAAAGAGUCAAUACUCAAAUCUUUUUAAAAACUAUUGUUGAAAAAUUUGUUUUGAAUUAUUUCUUGGCGGGUGGGGAGGAGGGAUAUUAAUUAUGUCUCAGUAUUCUUAUGUCAGAUAUUGACUAUAUAAUUUAUUAAAUGCUAUUUUUCAACCUCUGCUUAUCGCAAUUUCAGUAUUUUUAUGAGAAUACACUGUGAUUAAUAUUUUUGUAUCAUGCAAAGUAUAUGUGGAAAAUAAAGUAUACUAGAUGCUGCGUUAUGAAAUAGAAGAAUGCAGUCGGAUCUGGUGUAUGUUGCAAUAAUGGUGAUGCUUUUUUUCCAUGUCUAAAAGAACAGGCAGGAUCCUCUGUUUUUCGACAUCAACAAUCACACAAAAAGUCGAAUUUCUUUUCUCACAUGUGGUUAAUGACUACAGUAUUUAGGAAUUUAAAUGUAUGUUGUUUUUUUUAAGAUUUCUGAAAUUCAUUGAACACAUGCCUUUAUUAUUUAUUUUUUACAAUGCAAUGUUACACAAACAGACAAAAAUUGCAUCUUCACAGCUUUAUAAAUGUUAAAAGAAUAUUCCGUUUCUGUGCACACCCAGUUUUACACACAAGCCUCUACUUUUUUUGUGCACUUGGCCUUUGAAGCACUUCAGAAACGGUUAAAAAAAAGGUUGAAAUUCUUUUGAUCUACGACACAUUUAAUGCACAGAGGAUGAUCUAAAUGUUAUCAAGGAUUACCUGGAUGGCAGAGAAAGAUGACUGCAUUGGUGAAGACUGACAUCUGAGUGACAACCUUUCUAUACUCUUUUAAAGUUGAAGACGAUUAUUUUUUCAUGUAGAACAUGUUUGAGGUCAGUCAUUAGCUAGCUAAGAGCAUAAAACGUGUUGAUAAAUGUUGAUAAAUUAGAGAAAAAGCAAAAAUAUCUUCGGUCUUCCAUUAACCACAAAUAUAAAGUAACUUACCAUCUUCACCGUUGAUCUUAAAAUCAUCAAGAUGCCUCUGUUUGAUCUUUUAUUUCAUAUUAAUGUCAAUAAGCAGCUAUGUAUACCCAAUAAAGUGGUGGAUCCAAUGUGUUCUCUGCUCCUAUUUUGAAAGGUCUCUGAGUAAAAAAAAUACAUAUUUCACAAAUCACGCUGUCAUCCAUUUGACUUUUCUGCUUGGUUACAUUUCCCAAUAUUCACAAGCAAAUUUUAAUGCAAAUAGUGCAACUGGAGAUGUGAAGUGCACCAGAAAGCAGGACGAAGAAAAACUGGGUAGUCUUGUUCAUUUCCUCACAGCACUCCUUUCAUCCAUUUUCUGACCUUUGUGCCUUUGUAAGCGCUUUUUCAAAAACUUUUUUUGUUUUUUUGUAUUUUCCUGAGCAAGGCAAUUUCAGUUUUAGAUCUUUGUUUAACACCUUUACUGAAUGACAUGUUCUUAAGUGACCCAUGGAAGUCACAUUAAACAUGUAUACAUUAAACAUGCUGACUUGUGGAGAUGCACAUCCCAAAUUAAUUUACCAAUCCUCUAAAUAGAAAUGUUCAAUUUUUCUAUUUGACCAUUGUUCAAUGAUUGUGUGUAAAAGAGGAUAACAUAAUGUGAACAUUGUGUUGGAGCUUUAAAAAAAAAAAAA